Messenger RNA from Durusdinium trenchii, 499 nucleotides. The record is from the annotation of a GenBank genome assembly. NCBI's taxonomy places the organism in Eukaryota, Dinophyceae, Suessiales, Symbiodiniaceae.
CUGAACUCGUCGACAGACGGACACACCAGCAGUCGCCAUGGUGCAAGUGACCACCUUGGCAGGCGACUCUUGGAGUUUCCCAGCACAAGAGGGCUGGACUCUGAGGGAUCUCAAGGAUGCAGUGAAGCAAGAGACGGGCAUUCGCAUGCGCGAGCAGCGCUUCAUCGAUGGCACACGAGAGCUUCAAGAGGAUGAGCCGCUCAAAGAUCAACUGCACCUCACACUGAUCAGACGUCCUACGGAACAGGUGCUGCUUCUGCAGGCUUUGGAGGAUUCCCAUCAUCCGGAACGUGUUUUGCGCCGGGCACCCGAGCAGUUCUUGGCAGAUUGGGAGGUUCUGCUGACAGCCACUGCGCGCGAGGCGUCCUGUAUUUGCUUAGCUGAGAAGUCGUUGCAGGGGUGAUGAGACCAACAACGGAGAGGAGGUUUAAUUUGUGGAGGUCCAGAGAUCCCACGGGAGUGGCGUUUCUUGAAAGUCCAGGGACACCGUCCAGAGAUC